AUGUUGGAUACUAUGUCCAAAGUAUCAAACUUAUUAGUGACUGCUUAUAUGCACAGAGGCAAUAUAGCUGAACUUCUAAAAAAAAAGAUUAUGGACGCAAUAUACCAAUACGACACAAAUGAAUCGGCAAAGGGUACUAUAAAUAACUUACAAUAUAAUUUACAAUGCUGCGGAUCCUACGGACCAAGUGACUGGAGAGCUGUAGUCCCGUAUUCAUAUGUUUGCUUAAAAAGUGAAAGAGUAGUUCAUUAUGUUCCAAACUCUUGUCAGCAAAACGAAAAUGAAGAAUGCUUCAGGAGUACUUAUCAAACGGGCUGCUACCAAAAAUUAGUUAGCCUUCUGAAUGACAGUGCUUUUCAUCUUAUUGUUGGGACUGGUAUCAUCGGUCUUCUGCAGAUGGCUGGAAUAAUAUUUGCUUGCCUGCUAGGGCAUAAGAUUAUCAAACAGAAGACGAAUCAGAAGAUGUCGAUGUGGCAAAAGCAAUUGACUCUAGAGGGCAUUCAUGUACAUUUCAAUAAUAUGAAUCAAUAA
Molecule: messenger RNA, 531 nt
Organism: Copidosoma floridanum
Lineage: Eukaryota; Metazoa; Arthropoda; Insecta; Hymenoptera; Encyrtidae
Product: tetraspanin-9-like
Source: RefSeq, a predicted model, not a curated record